Astrephomene gubernaculifera is the source of this 3299-nucleotide messenger RNA. Lineage: Eukaryota; Viridiplantae; Chlorophyta; Chlorophyceae; Chlamydomonadales; Astrephomenaceae. The record is from the annotation of a GenBank genome assembly.
GAUUAGGUUAUACCUGCCGUUAUUAUUGCAUGAUUGCGCUCUUCUUGAACAAUGUCAAAAGCCGACACUGACGCAGAGAAGAGCGUUAUCGAACCUUUUCACGUUGUAGCGGCCGGUAGUGCUAUCGUUUGCGCUGGUAAGCAUUUCCUGUUACCGUUCUUUGUGGACACCGGAGCCACUAGAGCCGAUGUUACCCUGCGAUGUACUGUCUACAGGAGCUUUGGUAACAGCUACGCUUACCUAUCGAGCUGGGACAAAAGACUUGGCUGAAGACGGUAUCAAUCCCAGCAGCCGGCUGCGCGUUAUUCCCCUUGCGGCACGUACACUCGCUCUAAGCACUGUGUUAACCGGCGUCUUGGGAGUGGCGGGGUUCUACGUCCUCAAGGAGCAGGGUUUCUUCUCUACGGACCGUGCGGAGCUGCCAUCUGCCAAGGAGGCCGCACGCUUACUUCGUAACCCUCGGGUGCGUUCAGAGUUCGUCCACAGUUUCUGGGUAGCUACUACGCCGCCUUGGUACAAUUGAGCGCAACAAUGUGGAUGUGUUAUGGACGGCUAGCCCCGAGGGUCAUGUAGCCCAUUCCUGUGCAAACACGUCUGACGUAUGAUACAGGACCAUGCCCUAAGCUCCAGUCCUUCCCUGCCAUGCAGGCCUUCGUAAAUCAACUUGUUAAAGCCGAUAAGGACAAGGAGUGAUACGUUCAUUCGUGGGUCAUCUACGCUGGGGGAUACCCCAGGACCCCACGUCGGGGGAUACCCCAGGACCCCACGUCGGGGGAUACCCCAGGACCCCUAGCGCCGGGAUAGCCAUGAUUGGGGGAUUACAGUAUUUGGCUAGUUUGGAGGUGCUAGACGACUAAACAGCUGCAUAGUAUGAUAGGUGGACUAGUCGUAUACAGAUGCGUAUGAGUAUGUACAGAUGAAUGGCGGGUAGCCAGGUGCAGGUUGCCCAAAAUUGCGUAUAGUCUGGAGCUAAGCUGUUUAUUUUAGCAUAGAAGCAAUGACAACAUAGAUUUGUUUAGGAGAUGAAGCUGUUCGUGAUGAAGGCUCCAACAACGCAUGGCGCUGCCUGCCUUGCAUCGCGUAUUUGCCGCCUGGUUGCAAGCUGAUGUGGCAUAGACUUUUAUGGGUAAUAUGGGUAAUAGAGCAUGUCUGUUUGUCUGGUGGAAACAGGGAAGCUGAAAAGAUGAUGAUGUUCAAUUUGUACGGGAGCUCCAGGGGACCUUACGCCGCUCCGGUUGGCGGUAUUUUACGCUGCAACCCAUCUCAUUCCAACCCUCACUUUGGAAGCAGCCGAAGUCCCACCUGUGGACCUUCGUUUAGCUCAAGUUCCAUCCUUCUCCAGCUGAUCUCGAGGACCAGCAAAGAUGUCUGAGGGCAAGGAGCAUCUUUCCAUUGUCAUCUGCGGCCAUGUCGACUCCGGCAAGUCGACCACCACUGGUCGCCUGCUCUUCGAGCUCGGCGGUAUCCCCGAGCGUGAGCUGGAGAAGCUGAAGGAGGAGGCCGCUGCCCUGGGCAAGUCCUCGUUCGCCUUCGCCUUCUACAUGGACCGCGCUAAGGAGGAGCGCGAGCGUGGUGUGACCAUUGCCUGCACCACCAAGGAGUUCUUCACCGAGAAGUGGCACUACACCAUCAUCGAUGCCCCCGGUCACCGCGACUUCAUCAAGAACAUGAUUUCCGGUGCCGCCCAGGCCGAUGUGUGCCUGCUGAUGGUGCCCGCCGAUGGUAACUUCACCACCGCCAUCCAGAAGGGUGACCACAAGGCCGGUGAGAUCCAGGGCCAGACCCGCCAGCACGCCCGUCUGAUCAACCUGCUGGGUGUCCGCCAGCUGAUUGUUGGCGUGAACAAGAUGGACUCCGAUACCGCCGGCUACAAGAAGGAGCGCUACGAUGAGAUUGCCAACGAGAUGCGCCACAUGCUUGUGCGCGUCGGCUGGAAGGACGACUUCGUCAACAAGUCCGUGCCCAUCCUGCCCAUCUCUGGCUGGCUCGGCGACAACCUGAUCAGCAAGUCCACCAACAUGCCCUGGUACACCGGCCAGGAGGUGCUGAACCUGAAGAACGAGAAGGUGCAGGUGCACACCCUGCUGGACGCCCUGAACUCCUUCGUCACCGUCCCCGAGCGCAAGACCGAUGCCCCCCUGCGCCUGCCCAUCUCCGGCGCCUACAAGAUUAAGGGUGUCGGUGAUGUGCUGGCCGGCCGUGUCGAGCAGGGUGUUGUCAAGCCCGGUGAUGAGGUGAUCUUCCUGCCCACCCACACCACCGCCAACCCCUGCACCGGCAAGGUGUUCACCGUGGAGAUGCACCACAAGCGUGUGGACAAGGCCGGCCCCGGCGACAACGUCGGCAUGAACAUCAAGGGUCUGGACAAGGGCAACAUGCCCCGCACCGGCGAUGUGAUGAUCCUGAAGUCCGACGGAUCCCUGAAGAUCGUGAAGGACUUCACCGCCCAGAUCCAGACCCUGGAUAUCCCCGGCGAGGUCAAGAAGGGCUACUCCCCCAUCGGCUUCGUGCGCUGCGGCCGCUCCGCCUGCCGCAUCUCCAACAUCGACUGGAAGGUCGGCAAGGAGACCGGCGGCAAGAAGAUGGAGGCCCCCGUCGGCCUGAAGGCCAACGAGAUGGCCCAGGUCGUCUUCGAGCCCACCCAGCCCCUGAUUGUGGACUCGUUCAAGAACUGCGAGGGUCUGUCCCGCAUUGCCUUCCUGGACGGCAACACCGCCGUCAUGCUCGGCAAGGUGGUGUCCGUCACCCACAAGUAAAUGCACCACUAGCUUGGGCGCCUAGCUGCGACUGUAGUUGCGGCGGUGGCGACGAGUGAUGUGAUGUAUCGUUGGUUCUCGUAAGGUCCCAAGAGUGUUGGUGGGGUUUCUGAUGGUUUUGACUCAGGCCUCUAGUUUUGCUGGUGAAGGCGUAGGUUUGCGACUUGAGAGGAGGUAUGUUUACUUAGGCUGUGGGGCGGCAGUGAUGUUACUUCAAAAGUAGGGUAUGCUCUUGGCGUUGCAUGUGCAUAUGCUACUCCGCAUUGGCAGGUCUGUACCGCUGAUGCGCGCGAGCUGCCGGCCGCCCGCUGACUUGACGUAGUUUGUAGAUGGCAUAUAAUACAGGACUUGACUAAAUGACGGAACAUGACUUGGAGUAGCUUCAGCUGUCGACUCUGUAAUGCCUAGCCAACCAUUUUGUGUGUCCUUUUCGCACAUGGUCAAAAUUGCAAGUAUGCACAUUGUCAACAAGUUGCGCAAGAGGUAUCACCAGCCAGAAAUAUGUACAGGCUGUACAGCAUAACACUGUGGAACCGACUAGAU